AUGUCGUGGAUUCGGUCGAAUCUGGCCAAGGUGGGGACAUUUGCGGGGUCCGUGGUGCAGAAGGCCGGAGAUGCCGUGGAGCGAGGCGCCAAGAUGGUGUACGAGCAGGCGGAGAGCGCUGUGGUGGGUCGGCCACACAACAGCUUCCGCCAUGCGGUGCGGCGGAUAGAGGAGGUGGCGACAUUCGCACGCGGCAGCGAGCGCAAGGAGGCUCUGGCGCGCUGGCUUGCUGCGCUCUCAGACAUCCAGCAGGAGAACGACCGCCUUCAGGCGCAUUUCCAGAGGCGGAAGAAGCGGCAGGAGAAGGGGGAGAAGGGGGAGCGGAAGACGCAGGAAGAGAACAAGCAGGAGGAGGUGACAGUGGAGUCUGCUGCUAGUGCUGAUGGUUCCGCUGCUACCGGGGCUGCUGGGGCUGCAGCUGAGGCUGACGCCAGUGAUGCUGGUGCUGCUGGUGCUGCUGUGAGCUCAGAUCGAACGGAUGGAUUAGGAGCGGAGGGGGUAGUGGCUGACAGAGCUGGUGACGAAGGCAAGGAUGGUGCUAGUGUUACAGAGGGUAACCAGGCCAAAGAUGGGGAAGGAGAAGGUGUGGGGGCACGAUUGUCACAGGUGCAGACAGAUGGAGCUGAGGGGAAGACGGAGUCAGUAGCAGCAGAAGCAGACUCAGAAUCAAAGGAUGGGGUUGUUGGAGAUGGAGAGAAAACAGGAGCAGAAGCAGGUAGCAAGUCAGCAGAAGCGGGUGAUAUUGCAGCAGCAGGAGAAGAAGCGGAGGAGGUGGCAUCAGUAGGGGAUGGAUCGUCGCAAGAUGAGGCAGCUCCGUCGCUGUCAAAGUCAGCAUCAACUGGACGGGCUUCCAUGGUUCUUUUCUAUGAUCCAGACGCGGGCAACGAGGCCCUCAACUUCCGGGACGUGUUUCUGCGCUCCAGCGCGCUGGAGCUCAUAGUGGCAUCGAUGGUGGUGGCGCCGGGGGAUGAGGACGAGAUGGCGCUGCUGAGAGGGCUGUUUGACCUCUGCCUGAACCUCUCCACAACCCAGUGCAAUGAUCUGCUCGCUGCCCUCCAGUCACUGGGCUCCUCCCUUUCUGCUUACUCCGAACUCAAGUUGCCAAGUGAUGACUUGGCCACGAUGGUGGCAGAAGCAAUCACAGGGCUGAAGGUCAACCCCGAGAUUGAAAGGGUCGACCUGGAGUCGUGUCGCCUGCAGCAGCUUAUUGCUGAGGCUGCCUCUGUAGCCGCCUCUGUGCCUGCAGCACACCAGCGUUCUGCCUCCUUCGUUGCUGCCUUCGACCUUGACGAUCUUGCUACCGACGCUACUUCUGCCGGUGCUGUUGCGUCUGAUGCUGCUGAUGCUGCUGAUGCUACCAGUGGUGCAGUUUCUACCGGCAGUCGUGGUGGUGAUGAUGAUGGUGGUGGGGGUGGGGGUGCUGAUGGUGGUGACACUGCUAGCAGUGGUCAAGCCUCGACUGAAACUGCUGCUGCCGGCAGCGCUGCCUCCUCUUCCGGGCCUGCUGCACCUGCCGAAGCUGAUGGAGCCGCCGCCGCACCUGCCGCCACCGCCGAACCUACCGAUAUUCAAUCAGAACCAGCAGCAAAAGCAGCAGCCAGCCCACCACCGCACACAAUAUCUAGCCCACCACCACACACGCGCGACGCCGUAACGCACGUGAACGAGGUGGUAACUGCACGGUCGCGCGACGCGCUUCGCCUAGGCCUGCGCCUGCUGGCCUUAGAAAAGAAGAAAGAAGCCCUGCUGCAGCUGGGGGACACGCCGGGGGACAGGGCGCUGAAGGUGGAGCGGGUGAGCUGUCUGGCCGCGGAGCUGAGUGAGAGCAUGGAGGGGCUCAGGCGGAAGGCUGAGGAGUGCCGCCAGCAGCGCCAGGAGGCUCUGGCGUACCGCAGCAGCAAGGCCCAGGAGUCCCGCGAGGCCGAGAAGGUCCUCCUAGCUGAAGCCCAGCAGGUGCAGAAGCGAAAGGAGGAGCUGGAGGAGGAGCUGAGGCGGGUGCAGGCUGCGCUGGACGGCGUGAAUCGGCGGCUAGUGAAGCUGGAAGAGGAGAAGGAGCUUUUUUCGCAGGCCAGCACUGGGAUCGAGACUCAUCUAUCUUCAGAGGAGGAAUCGCUCACGCACUCCCUCUCUGAACACGAGGAGGACGCCAAGGCUCUGGCAGGGUGGAAGGAAUUCCUGCAGCAGUCGUGGCAGCUGCAGCAGGCGAGCAUGGAGGGCAAGGAGAGGCGGAUGAGGGAGGAGAAGAGUGACCGCAAGAGCCGGUUCUGGGAGAUGGCUCAGGGGCACGUGCGGCUGUGUCAGUCGGAGUUGGAAGCCUUUGGGCAGUCGGCCAAGUCCAUAGUGGAGCGGCUCGAUGGUAUCAGAGCCAAGAGGGAACAAGCAGAGAAGGAGGGGAAGGAUGGGGCAGUGUCAGAUAGCAAGCACAGGCGGCUGCAGUGGGAGGAACGAUACAUGGCAGCUGAGAUACAGGUGAAGCGGUGCAUUGGGGAGGCCGAGAUAGCCAUGCGGGAGAUCAGGGCCUGGCUGGACACUCUCCCCUCCAGUGAGGAUGCUCCAAAGCAGGCACAAAUGCGCGCUCUUCUCGCCGAACUCGAGUCGCUCGUAGCUUCGGUCCGAGCCUCCGCCCGCCCGAGCCUGUCUCUGGACCACCCAACAGUGCUCCGUGUGCAGAGGCUCGGCAAGUCCCCUGACUCAUGGGCCUCUGCCGAAGCUGCUGCGGCAGGCAGAGGGUCGGUGUUUCCUGGUACAGUGGUCGUGGCCCCACUCUCAAGCUUUUCUGCUGCAAGCUCAACUGCUGCUGCUGCUUCCGCUCCUGCUGCUGCUUCUGCUGCUGUUGCUGGUACAACGGCAGCAGCAGGAGCAGCAGAAAGGCAAGACAUGGCUGCUGCAGCUGCAGUACAAGCAGCUGGAGCUUCUGAGUCUGGUAAACUGUUAAAGAAACCGGCGCUUGUGAUUGGAGGAUCAGCAGCUGCAGGGGCAGGUGGGGCGGCGCCAACAGGGACAGAGGAAAAUGUCCCCCCUACCCCGUUUGUCAUUUCGGGCGGGAUCCGUCGUCCUGUAGCGCCUGGGUUCAAGGAUAAGCAAGGCAAGUCAAAGCUGCCGCCCACGGGUGGAAGUGGUUCAGUGCAGAGCAAGCAGGUGGAGGAGAGCACAGGAGGCAGGGAGAGCAUGGGUGAAGAGAAGGGGGAGGAAGGCGGGUCUGAUGCUGCAGCUGAAGCAUUUCGCCAAAUCGCCCACCCGUCUCCCUUUCCGUCGCGCGUCACGUCGCCAUCUCGUCGCCCGUCCCGUCACCCUCUUCGUCACCCUCUCUCCCCUCCUCUCCUCCCGUCGGCCUCUCUCUCGCCCCUCCCUACCGAUCGCCCUCCCGUCGCUCGCCCCGUCGGGCUCUCUCUCUCCGGUCCCUUCCCGUCGCCCUCUCUCUCGCCCCUCCCUUCCCGUCGCGCUCUCUCUCUCCGCGCCCUUCCCGUCGCCCUCUCUCUCGCCCCUCCCUUCCCAUCGCUCUCUCUCUCUCCGCUCCGCCCUCUCUCUCGCUCCUCCUUCGAAUCGCGCUCUCUCUCCGCUCCCUUCCCGUCGGCCUCUCUCUCCGCUCCCUUCCCGUCGCACUCUCUCUCUCCGCUCCCUUCCCCUCGCCCUCUCUCUCGCCCCUCCCUUCCCGUCGCGCUCUCUCGCUCCGCUCCCUUCCCGUCGCCCUCUCUCUCGCCCCUCCCUUCUCGUCGCGCUCUCUCUCUCCGCUCCCUUCCCAUCGCCCUCUCUCUCGCCCCUCCCUUCCCGUCGCGAUCUCUCUCUCCGCUCCCUUCCCGUCGCCCUCUCUCUCGCCCCUCCUACCCGUCGCUCUCUCUCUCUCCGCGCCCUUUCCGUCGCCCUCUCUCUCGCCCCUCCCUUCCCAUCGCGUUCUCUCUCUCCGCUCCGCCCUCUCUCUCGCUCCUCCCUUCGAAUCGCGCUCUCUCUCCGCUCCCUUCCCGUCGCGCUCUCUCUCUCCGCUCCCUUCCCAUUCCCCUCUCUCAUUCUGCUCCCUUCCCAUCCUCCCUUCUCGCUCGCCUUGAAUAG
Closterium sp. NIES-65 is the source of this 4047-nucleotide messenger RNA. The record is from the annotation of a GenBank genome assembly. Lineage: Eukaryota; Viridiplantae; Streptophyta; Zygnematophyceae; Desmidiales; Closteriaceae.